AUGGCUCUCCGCGGACAGACAAGCCCCUUCGGUCCCUAUGGUGGUCUUUGCCGCCAGUUUCUGAUGCGAGACCAGGAACGUCAAGAGGAAACCCCACAGAGACUGGAGCAGCUUGGGGCAGGGUCUGGUGCGGCAGACGUCGAGUACGAGCAGUUUAUGAAGGCCAAGGAAGUGCAGAGGGUUAUGUUCCAGCAAGAGAACAAGACCAUAGUACACCAAUGCGCCGACACGGACAUCAUCGAGGCUACAACAGGGUCCAUUGCAUGCAUCGAUGGGAACCAAGCCGCAGCUCACGUUGCCUACGCCCUCAGUGACUGCGCCUUCAUUUAUCCCAUCACGCCGAGCUCUCCGAUGGGAGAGAUGGUGGACGAAUGGUCCGCGCAAGGCCUGUAUCUCAAAGUUGAUGCGAUCCUGUGA
Messenger RNA from Symbiodinium sp. CCMP2592, 417 nucleotides. The record is from the annotation of a GenBank genome assembly. NCBI's taxonomy places the organism in Eukaryota, Dinophyceae, Suessiales, Symbiodiniaceae.